CCCAACAGCACCCCGCAUCGGACUUGUACCGUGUCGGAACCAUGCCGUCCGUAUACAUACAGGAUGUCAAAUUUCCACAUCUUUUCGACAGAUCCUGUCCUAGAGGGCGAAAUUACUGUACUCUAAAAUCGAACACCAGAACAACACAAGUAUGGAUCCAGCACAAUUCGGCUACAGUACCAUUCCUCUAAAUCAUGCUCCAUACGGCCCUAUCGUACCGUCUGCCCUAGAAGGCUCCAAUGCCGGGAAGGUAGCCCUAGUAACGGGAGCUGGUCAAGGCAUCGGCGCCGCCAUCGCAGAAUCGCUAGCGAAAUCCGGGGCCAAUGUAGCCAUUCUGGACCUCAACGCCGACAAGCUCACCCAAACCAAGAAGACAUGUUCAGCAUUUGGAGGAAAGGUCGAAGCGUAUGGUUGCGAUGUGACGGACAUGGAGCGAGUGAAGGAAGUCUUUGGGCAGGCGGAGAAGCAAUUAGGACCAAUCGAUAUACUGGUGAACAACGCCGGAAUUUUUACUCAGCGGCCUUUCAUCAUGGGGGAUUUCGAGACAUUUUGGAAACAAAUCGAAGUCAACUUCAAGGCUCCCUUAAUGCUUAUCCACGCCAUCCUUCCACGAAUGCAAGAACGCGGACACGGCUGCAUUAUCAACAUCGCCUCCCGCUCAGGUACCGUCGAUGUACCCAUGACAUUGGGAUACGUAACUUCCAAAGCAGCGCUCAUCCGGGCUACACAUACACUGCAGACUGAGAUGGAGCUUGAUGGACUGGAUCCUGCGAUUCACAUGUAUGCGCUACACCCGGGUGGUGUCAAAGGGAACAUGGGCGGAGCUCCGGCUGCGGAUGAUGUGAAGAAGAAGUACGGUGAUGUUACAGAUGAGGAAUUCUUCAAGGAUCUAUUCAAGGAUGGGCCUUCGCUUUGUGGGCAGACGUGUGCAUGGCUGGCUAGUGGGCAAGGAAAAGAGCUUAGAGGGCUGUUCCUAGAUUGCCGACAAGACGUGAGGAAUUUGCUCGAAAUCGGACGAGACACAUUGUUGAAGGAAAACCGGAACAAGCUGACAGUGAACUUCAUUGAUGGAUAUUGCAACGAGCCAUAGUGAUCGGAAUUCAAAACCGAUGUCAUUCUGUGGUAGUCAAGCGGCAUUCUAAUAUAUUACAAGAAGUGAGAGAAGUGCAUGAGAACAAAACAUGAUUCCACAUACAAAACCGA
Alternaria alternata is the source of this 1203-nucleotide messenger RNA. Its product is annotated as NAD(P)-binding protein. The transcript is spliced from 4 exons. The coding region runs from base 152 to 1090 and encodes 312 amino acids. Gene Ontology annotation, molecular function: oxidoreductase activity, acting on the CH-OH group of donors, NAD or NADP as acceptor. The record is from RefSeq and is a predicted model, not a curated record. Lineage: Eukaryota; Fungi; Ascomycota; Dothideomycetes; Pleosporales; Pleosporaceae.